Messenger RNA from Manduca sexta (tobacco hornworm), 3513 nucleotides. It is a transcript of the gene Cyca, whose product is annotated as cyclin-A1. The record is from RefSeq and is a predicted model, not a curated record. Gene Ontology annotation, cellular component: cyclin A2-CDK2 complex; nucleus; cytoplasm. Gene Ontology annotation, molecular function: cyclin-dependent protein serine/threonine kinase regulator activity. The transcript is spliced from 7 exons. The coding region runs from base 246 to 1778 and encodes 510 amino acids. Gene Ontology annotation, biological process: regulation of cyclin-dependent protein serine/threonine kinase activity; mitotic cell cycle phase transition. Lineage: Eukaryota; Metazoa; Arthropoda; Insecta; Lepidoptera; Sphingidae.
ACGUAAACUGUACCAGCUGAAUUUACCAAAAUGUCUGUUGUCCGUUGACGCCAAGUCGCAUUUUGGGGGUGGUUUUGUAAUAAAAUUUGCACAUUUUUUCAGUUUACUCACAAUAUUUGAAUAAAAUGUGCCUCUAAUACUAGAGUAGCGACUUAUUUCCGGCCUGCAAACCAUCGCUACAACGUGCAAACGCGUGGCUUGCGCUGAUAGUUGAUCUGGUAGUGUUUACGGAAGAAACUAAGACCAUGGCUUUCAGAAUUCACGAAGAUCAAGAAAAUACUACUUUGGGGCUACGAAAAGACAAUGCUGAUAUAUUUUCGGCAAACCAACGGCGUGCAUUGGGGGACCUUAGUCAGUUUGCGUGUAAUCAGAAUCGGAGCAGUAAACUGCCCGGUUUGACGAAUGGAACUUGUAAAGUUCAAGAUGAGAAUAGGACAAUGCGCCAAAUUAAGAACGAAAAGAACAUUGUGCCUCCCGUGGCGCAAUUCCGCGCGUUUAGCGUCUAUGAAGACAAACCGUCGGAGACGGAGGUUAAAAAGCGCGAGUCUACCUAUAAACCGUUUGCUACUAAGGAAACAAGGAAGGAAAAUAAUUUCUUCUUGACUGCCGCCGAAAAUGUAAGGUCGCUGUGCACCCAGGCCGAAAAACAGGCGUUAGCGGAAAAGAAACCAGAUCGGCCUAAAGAAGUACCUCCUCUUCGGCAACCAUUACAAUCAAAAAAAGAUGAGGCGGAAUCUCCAAUGUCACUUGUGGACUCCAGUGUCCUUUCUAUGUCUAUAUCUAAAAAUGAGAGCCAAUUGCUUGAAGAUAUUGAGGAAGAAGAGACCACCAUUGCACAGAACGAUCGGGAUAUGUUCUUCCAUGUUGUGGAGUACCGCCAAGAUAUAUAUGAAUACAUGAUGGAAAUUGAGGUUAAAAACAGACCUAACCCUCGGUACAUGCGCAAGCAGCCUGAUAUUACACACGUCAUGCGUUCUAUAUUAGUCGACUGGCUUGUGGAAGUGUGUGAUGAAUAUCAACAGCAGAGCGAGACACUUCACCUUGCUGUGUCAUAUGUGGACCGUUUCCUCUCAUACAUGAGCGUUGUACGUACAAAGUUGCAACUUGUUGGCACUGCUGCCACAUACAUUGCAGCGAAAUAUGAAGAGGUGUACCCUCCCGAAGUGUCGGAAUUCGUAUACAUCACAGAUGACACAUACACAAAACGUGAAGUACUUAGGAUGGAACACUUAAUUUUAAAAGUACUGUCGUUUGACCUGUCUACACCCACAUCCCUUGCGUUUCUUUCACAUUAUUGCAUAUCUAAUGGUCUUUCCAAGAAAACAUUCCACCUGGCUGCUUAUAUUGCUGAAUUGUGCCUGCUGGAAGCAGACCCAUACUUACAAUUUAAACCAUCUAUCAUUGCGGCAUCUUCGUUGGCGACUGCCCGUCACUGCCUGCUAUGUGAAAAUUGCACAUGUGUGAUGAGUUCGCGUGAGAGCCGCGAUCAGCCUUCACACGUGGACUCGCAGUGUGCCGCGAUGGCGUGGCCGGCAGCGUUGUCGAGCUGCUCGGGGUACUCGCUCGCAGACCUGGAGCCGUGCAUGCGAGAGCUCGCGCGCACACACUCGCAUGCAUCGGUGCAGCCGUACCAAGCAAUACCCGACAAGUAUAAGAGUAAUAAAUUUGAGGGCGUAUCGUUAAUUGAGCCGAGGCCGAUGUUCCCAGUGUCGAAGUACCAGCCGCCCGCGCCGAGUAACAACGCGCGGCCCCCGUCUGAAGCCGCGCGUGCCACCUAGUACCGCCACACGAAUAUUUCGAUGUAACAUGACAGACUCCGCCGACGAACCUUACUGGUUGAGAUCUAGAAAACGAAUUAAUUCGGUUCGGUUCAAAUUAAAAGUGAAAUAUUUUUUAUAAGACAUCUUUUAUGAUGUUUAUUUAGAAAUCUACAUAAUUGAAGAACGAUAGCAGUAAAUAAUAGCAAGGUUAAAACAGGCAGCCGUAAACAUGUUUUAAAUAUUAUUGUUAUGUGGUUGUCCAUUUGUGAUAAACAAUUCCUGGUAUGUAGUGUGUUUUUAACUUGGACUUAAGUUUGUUUUAUAGACUUCAGCCAUAGACUGUCGGCCUGCGGUGAACAAUAAAAUGACGCUAAACGUUUUUCACAUUGAAUUAGCGCGCUAUUCACCACCACAAAAUGCCAAUGCGCCAUCAGUGCCUGUUAAUCUAAAGAGUAAGUAUAGUAAAAAAAGACAACGAAGAAAGUGAUAAGUCUUGAAUUUAAUAAAUGUGUUAAGUACUUGUUUAUUUCCUAACCACACAUAAUAUUAACUUUGGUGAUUAAAUAUAUGUUCACAAACAAAAUAUUCGAAGUUCUAAUUGUAUUUCUACUCGUAAUAAAAUGGAAUCUUACUAACAUGAUGUGGUGUUGUGUGGAGUUAAUAUUACAUGCAAAAAAAAUAUUUAAAUCAAGCUCAAAAGUAGGUUGUAAAUCAUCUAAUUUUAGUGUGGUUGCUGUGUGCUUUCUUUCACUUUAUUCAUAAAAAAUAAACAACUAAUAAGUUUAGCAAAAAGUUGCUCAGUUUAAGAUCGACUGAAAAGAUUCAUUCAUGGUUUAUUUUCCAUUGUAAGAAUAUUUUGAUGACUUUUCAUUUGAAAGUAUUGUAAUGAUGGACGAGUUUUAAUUAAUAUAUAUAUAGUUAAUUUUGUUGCAUUUGUUGUCUUAAUGUUAAUAAACACCUUCCGAAUACUAUACUUACAUAAGUUUGUGGAAUUAAAAUAUUGUGUGCUGUUGUUAGUUUUAGAUUUAACAGUUUCCGAUGGAAAUAAAAUAUGUGACAUUACGUUUCAAAGUAACUCGAAGAAUUAUUGGUUGAUUUAAAAAUUCCUCAUAUAGUAAAUCAUGAUCACUUCCGUGUACAAUAUAAUGUAAUUUUAAGCUCUAGUUCUAAAUAAUAUUUAUGUUUAUUAGUAACUGUGCAACCCAAACGGAUUAGGUAUUUGACAAGUGGUUUAUUCAUUUAUUUUAAUUUAUAUACAAUAAUACAGAUCUUUAGAUAAAUUUAUAUAUUUUUUUUCUUUAAACUAUUAUUUAAUCCUUCGCAACUCUUUAAAUUGAUAAUCCAAAUAUAUAUUUUUUUAUUUUAGUAGAAUUCUCAGUUUAAACAGGGGUCAAAUACCUUUAUCAUUUUCAAAAUUAUUCUCUGCUGUAACGAAACUGGUUGCGCUAUUAUAUUGAUAAUAUCUUGAUGUAUAUUAUGUAUUUAUUUUCUUUGUUACUUAUCUGACAAUAAGAGUUCGAUUUAGCCAAAUAUUUUACGCUUUUUGUCGUCUUUUUGUGAUAAAUAGUUGUAAAGUUGUUCGUGGACCAAUGUUUUAUUAAUAAUGGUUUCUAAUGUUCAAACGAUUUCUACUCUCAAAAUAUUUUAUGUACCAUCUACCUCUAUAAGAUAUUGUUUUGUAUUACAAAAUUAAUAUAUUUACCUGAUUCAGUACCAUUAAAAAUUUGGAUUAUUAUGUAUUUUCAUCAACCAA